Cyphellophora attinorum is the source of this 933-nucleotide messenger RNA. RefSeq lists its product as uncharacterized. Lineage: Eukaryota; Fungi; Ascomycota; Eurotiomycetes; Chaetothyriales; Cyphellophoraceae. The record is from RefSeq and is a predicted model, not a curated record. Gene Ontology annotation, biological process: L-ascorbic acid biosynthetic process. Gene Ontology annotation, molecular function: gluconolactonase activity; calcium ion binding. The transcript is spliced from 3 exons. Bases 1 to 933 code for a protein of 310 amino acids.
AUGGCGGAACAGAUCCAAGAAUGGGUCGUCGACGAGCCCUACCUUCAUCACCCGGCACUCCUAGGCGAAGGCCCGCACUACAACCCCUCCACCAACACCCUCCGCUUCCUGGACAUCAACUCCAACAAAUUGCACACCCUCGACCUCAACAAAGGCCCCUCCAGCUUCCGCACCAUCGACACGCACAUCCCCAUCGGCGUCACCGCCGACAUCGCCGGCGAGGAUUCCUCGAAAGUCAUCCUCACCGGCUCCAAGGACGGCGUCACGAAAUUCUACCUCGAUGAAGAGGGGAGGGAAGACAAGAAGGCUAAGGCGAAUGAUGGGAAUGUUGAUCCCAAGGGCCGGUUUUGGGUCGAGGCAUUUGUGACGCCGGAGAUUGAGGAGCCGAAUGAUCGGGAGGGGGUGCUUUGGCGGAUGCAGGGUGGGAAUGGGACUUGGAGCUUGAAAGAAGCGAUGACUAACAUGACGAUUCCGAAUGGAAUCAGCUGGACGGCGGAUAGGAAGUGGAUGUAUGUUACUGAUUCGCCAGUGCAGAGGGUGUAUCGGUUUCCCUGGAACGAGGAGACGGGGGAGGUGGAUGUUAGUGAUCGAGAGUCGAAGAUCUGGUAUCAGGAAUCUGAAGAAGGCAUGUUUCCGGAUGGACAUGUGAUGGACGUCGAGGGAAAUAUUUGGCAGGCGUUCUACGGCGGGUCGCAGGUCAAGAGAAUUUCGCCUACAGGAGAGGGUGGUAGCAAAGGGAGGGUCACAGGAGUGGUCAGGUUGCCGACGAAGAACAUCACUUGUCCGGUGUUUGUGGGCACCGAGCUGUUCAUGACAAGUGCGAAGGAUAAGAGUGGGAGUGGGGAUGAGAAGAGUGAGAAGUACGGUGGGAGUCUCUUUAGGGUGGAUGUUGGGGUUGAGGGUAUGAAGAAGCCGGAGGCUGUCUUGGACUGA